Gossypium raimondii (Peruvian cotton) is the source of this 1458-nucleotide messenger RNA. Its product is annotated as ASC1-like protein 1. The record is from RefSeq and is a predicted model, not a curated record. The coding region runs from base 261 to 1184 and encodes 307 amino acids. Gene Ontology annotation, molecular function: sphingosine N-acyltransferase activity. Gene Ontology annotation, cellular component: endoplasmic reticulum; membrane. Lineage: Eukaryota; Viridiplantae; Streptophyta; Magnoliopsida; Malvales; Malvaceae. The transcript has 6 exons. Gene Ontology annotation, biological process: ceramide biosynthetic process.
AAUUUGCAGCCUGCCAGAGUCGAAAUUUCUAUUCUCUGUGGGUCAAUCAAUCUUCACUGAUGCAUUAUUUUUUAAUUAAAUUUUUGCUUUUCUUUUUGAGAAGUACGAAGGAAACAUGAUAUCGAUUUCAAAAAAUUAAAGUUGAAAAUGGCUGUCUCUCUCAAUCUCAACCACACCUCAUUUCACCCCAUUCGCCAAAAUAAGAAUAUUUUUUUCAGUUUAUCCCUCUUUCUCUUUCAAUUUUCUUCGAAAAUAAACAGAUGGGUCUUUUUGGUUUGCUUAGUUCCGUCAACUGGGACUCUGAGUUUUACCCACAGCUCACUGAUUUCGUUUACCUCCCUUUCUUUGCUCUUUUCUUCCUUUCUGUUAGGCUUUUCCUAGACAAUUUUAUCUUUGAGAAUUUAGCUAAGAGACUGGUCCUUGGUAAAGGCCACACCUUACAUGAUGUUCAGAAGCAUGAUAACAGGAAGAAACUCAAUAAAUUCAAAGAGUCAGCAUGGAAAUGUGUCUAUUUUUUUUCAUCAGAGUUAUUAUCUAUAUAUGUUGCCUAUGGUGAGCCUUGGCUUACCAAUAGCAAGUACUUUUGGGAAGGGCCUGGAAAACAGGUUUGGCCUGAACAAAAAAUUAAAUUGAAGUUAAAAGCAUAUUACACAUAUGCGGGUGGGUUCUAUACAUACGCCCUAUUUGCUUUGAUUUUUUGGGAGACAAGACGUUCAGACUUUUUGGUGACCAUGGUUCACCACAUAGCAACUAUAAUUCUCAUAGUUCUAUCUUACGUCUGCAGGUUUGCUCGUGUAGGUAUAGUUACUUUAGCCCUUCAUGAAGGGAGUGAUGUGUUCCUAGAAACUGCAAAGAUGUCAAAAUAUAGUGGCUUGGAAUGGCUUGCUAGUGUCGCAUUUGUUCUUUUUGCUCUCUCUUGGACCAUUCUACGCGUGUUAUUAUUUCCAUUCUGGAUAAUCCGGAGUACAACCUAUGAAGUUCUUUUAACAUUGGAUAAGGAGAAGCACAUGGUGGAUGGAUCUAUAUACUACUAUUUGUUUAAUACUCUUCUUUUCUGCUUGCUUGUUGUUCAUAUUUAUUGGUGGAUCUUGAUGAUACGAGUGAUUAUGAGACAAGUCAAAUCCGGCGGACAGGUUGAUGAUGUUCGAUCAGAUUCUGAAGGCGAGGAUGAACAUGAGGAUUGAGUAUGAAAGGUUGCAAACCACCAUAUAUACUUGUUCCCCAAGGUAUUUAGGAAAUCAUAAUUUUCAUUACUUUGUAAAAUGUAAUUUUCUUUCAAUUCUACAUAUUUCCUAUUGUUGAUGAAAUUAAUGCAGUGUUGUACCUUUUCUUUUUCUCUUUUGUUUUUUUCCUCGUACACACGAACGGUGACGAAAGGCAUGGUCAUCUUUUUAUUUAUUCGUUUAUUUCUAGUUGUAAGUUGAAUAUAUGUUCAAUCUUGAGGGUUGAUGUUGGUUA